Molecule: messenger RNA, 7485 nt
Organism: Perca flavescens (yellow perch)
Lineage: Eukaryota; Metazoa; Chordata; Actinopteri; Perciformes; Percidae
Gene: sash1a
Product: SAM and SH3 domain containing 1a
Exons: 20
Coding region: 934-4998 (1354 amino acids)
Molecular function (GO): protein binding
Source: RefSeq, a predicted model, not a curated record
AGGGGAAGAAUAAUGUGACACAGACCAGCAGCUAGGAUAUUCAUUUCAACUGCGCGACAGGUUUAAUGCGCGCUUUCGUUUCGGACCAACUUUGGCCAAGUCGGUGGGAACCUGGUGACCAGCUGUGUGCCCCGAAGCAGCGUGACAAGUUGGGAGAGGGGAAAAAAAAGGACUCUCAUCACUAUUUUUAAAUGGGUACAGUGAGAUUUGGGGGGCGUGGACGGUAGAGGAGCAGCAGUGAGCAUGUUGGCUCUUGGCUGCAGCUCCGGUGUAAUGAUGUGCCGGUUUGAAGAACUGGACUACGCGUAGAUUGAGCGGUUGUACGCGGAACCGUGCGGUCGUCUACAGCCGGACUUAUGUGUUUUGGAGCCCGUUAAGCGUCAUUUGGAUUUAUAUCUUCAACGCGCUGCCGUUCGGCGAUACAAGGAAGGAGGAUCAGCCGUGAAAAGGUUUUUUUUUUUAAGACGCAGCAGCUGCCGUGCGGACAAAAUCUUGUCGAGCAGAUAUUUGAAUGACAAUAGUUUGAGGCAACUGCUUUCUAAUUUGUGUAAGGAAGCCUAAUUAUUGAGACUGCCUGCGCACGGUAAAUCACUGAUAUUACAUUUGGGAUUCAGAAGCUGUUUCAAGAGAAACUGAAGUCAUCUUAAUUUGUAAAUAUUGACAGGUGUUACGGUCAGGCUGAGCCUUUAAUUCACUUACGGCUCUGUUGUUAUGUCUUAAAGCACCGUGGACUCACAAGGUUGGGAAUGGUAACCAAAGCAUGGAUCCUCCAAAUAUUGUUUAAUGCAGUCAUCUUUACUUUCCUAAUACUCGGAGAAAGCACUACAUUGUUAGUAACUACCUUAUAAUGCGUUUGAAACGCCGAAUGGGAAAGUAACCAUCACUUUAGUGUCUUCUUCUCUCCGAGUUGUAGCCGAUCUGGCAACAUCCAAAAUGACAAGCAACGGACCUGUCAUCGUUUACGAGUGGCUGAAGACCCUCCAGCUUGCUCAGUACGUCGAGGCUUUUGUGGAUAAUGGAUAUGACGAUCUGGAGGUUUGCAAACAAAUAGGGGACCCCGACCUGGAUGCCAUCGGCGUCUACAUCCCUCACCACAGGCAGAGGAUUCACGACGCCGUGAGGAGGCUAAAAGAUGAAGCCGACGAGACGGCCAGUGGACUCUACUUCACCCUGGAGCCGAUGCCACCCGCAGCCGAGAUUUAUACCAGUCACAUGGUGGACCAGUAUGAGUCCAAACUGCGGGCAUCGAAGUCCUGGACCGAGGCCAACAGUGACCGGGCUGGGCGCAACGGUGGGUACAUGGGCGCGCAGAGGAACCUGACGCUGGGCAACAGGAGGGAGCUGGUGAUUUACCCCAAGCUGAAGCUGAAGAUCAUGAUCAGGGAUAAGCUCAUCAGAGAUGGCAUCAACCUCGCCAAGCCGCCCUACUCUAUUAAGGAUGGUUCUCUGGGCAACAUAGAUGACCUUGCCCAGGAGUAUUCUGAGUACUACAAUACCUGCUUCAGUGACGUCAGUGACCGCAUGGAGGAGCUACGCAAAAGACGAGUCUCCCAAGAGCUUGACAUGGAGAAACAGGAUCCAAGCAGUACAUCCCUGCAGCUCCGUUCUGAGAUCCAGGAAUCAUUAGGCUUCAGCAGUGAGGUGUCCACUCCAGAAACAGACAGAAAGAUGCCUCUGCAUAAAUCCAGCUCUGAAGAUGGAUCUGGAGGUAAAUGGGACAAUAAGAAGAAGAACAAAUCUUUUUGGCAGAACUUCCGCAAGUCUCAGCACAAACCAGUCAUGCGACAGACAUCAAAAGGAGAAGACAUAGGCUACGUGGCCAGUGAGAUCACCAUGAGCGAUGAAGAGAGAAUCCAACUUAUGAUGAUGGUGAAGGAAAAGAUGAUCACCGUUGAAGAAGCUCUAGCUCGGCUGAAGGAGUAUGAGCGCAGCAGACAGUCCAGCAGUUCUGACACUGCAGAGUGGACUGAGGGAUCUGCAUCCAAUCUAAACCAGUCCUCAAACUGCAACUCUCGUGAACAGUCAGACGAUGAGCAAUCAGAGGACUCUGUGAAGUUCAAACGGCUUCACAAGCUGGUUAACUCUACACGCCGGGUCAGGAAAAAACUCAUAAAGGUGGAGGAGGGCAAGAAACAUGGCUCUAAAGAUUUUCUGAAUCUGGGGGCGCCACCCACCUUUGAGGACAACACCGCUCUGUAUACAGGGGUCCUAAAGAGGCCCCCUUUGCCCCAGGAGCUCUCCCUGCCCUCCCUCACCCAGGAUGAACUCUCUCUGGAUGGUGACACAGACAGUCUGACCAACUCCCCUUCCUCCAGCAGCCUAGACACCUGGUCCGGACACAAGCUGGUAAAAACCUUCAGUAAAUCUUCCAGUACCCACGGACUCAUCCGGCCCCCCAGGAGAACCCCAGUUGGCUCUGGGGGCCUGGGAGGCUCCAACUCCGGCGUUGGAGGUAGUGGCUCUUCCUUCUCAGAGCUGGAUGGCUGUGGAUUGGACGACGAAGGAAAGCUCUCACGCUCUACCACCGACGGCGAGAUGCGGAAGGCCCUGAACUCCAUCUCCCAUGGGAGAACAUGCAGCUUUGGAGGCUUUGACCUGUCUAACCGUUCACUCCAUGUGGUCAACGCGGGCUGCGAGGCCAAUAAUAAAGAACAGGAGGCCAUAUACAGAGAAGUGGUCAAAUCCCCCACCACGUCUCGGAUCUCACUGGGCAAGAAGGUCAAGUCGGUCAAGGAGACGAUGAGGAAGCGCAUGUCGAAGAAGUACAGCAGUUCCUUGUCUGAGCAGUCCAGUCCGGAUGGAGCCCCUGGCUCCCCUCAGUCCCCUCAGCCUGACACCGACUCUCUGGAGAAGCCAAAGCUGAAGGCCGGAGGCUCGGUGGAAAGUCUGCGUAGUUCACUCAGCGGACAGAGUUCAAUGAGUGGUCAGACAGUGAGCACCACUGACUCGUCAGCCAGCAACAGAGAAAGUGUGAAGUCAGAGGAUGGUGAUGACGAAGAGCCGCCUUAUAGAGGGCCAUUUUGUGGCCGUGCCCGAGUCCAUACAGACUUCACCCCCAGCCCCUACGACUCUGACUCCCUCAAACUGAAGCGUGGUGAUGUGAUUGACAUUAUCAGUAAGCCACCCAUGGGUACGUGGAUGGGCCUGCUGAACAACAAAGUGGGCACCUUCAAGUUCAUCUAUGUGGACGUGCUGAGUGAAGAAGAGGAGAAGCCCAAGAGGCCUGUGAGGAGAAGGAGGAAGGGCCGACCACCCAAACCCACGUCAGUGGAGGAGCUGCUGGAGCGCAUCAACCUUAAGGAGCACAUGCCCACUUUUCUGUUCAACGGCUACGAGGACCUGGACACAUUCAAGUUAUUAGAAGAGGAUGACCUAGAUGAGCUGAACAUUAGAGAUCCUCAGCACAGAGCCGUGCUGCUCACCGCUGUAGAGCUGUUACAGGAGUACGACAGCAGCAGCGAUCCAGAGCGCAGCGGCCUGUCGGGCUCCCAGGAGAAGCUGCUGAACGAGGGUCAGGGCCUGGUGGGAGACUCCCCGCGAGACUCCGGGUGCUACGAGAGCAAUGAGAACCUGGAGAAUGGUAAAAGCAGAAAGGCUUCCCGUUCCACUCGUUCCUCAGCAGGCCUCCAGUCUCCAGACUACCCCACGCUGCCCAUGACCCUUUCAACAGAGGCUCUGCAGCAGAACAGCAAGAACCAGCGCACAAAGUUCCCAAAAAGUUUCUUCAUCAAACCCUCCCUGAAGGGCUUCAACCUGUUAGGGCUGCGCAAAGCCCAAAGACGGUCUCCCAUCCCGUCUAGCCGCAGCUGUGAGGACCUGGAUGGGUCCCCACAGCCCAGUGGACCCUGGAAACGCUCCCACUCUCUGGGGGAUCUGCACUGGGAGCAGAACUUUGAUCAGAAGGAUCUGGGUGUGGAGCUUAAACUCACUAAGGAAGCACCCAAAUCAGGCAGUAGCCCCACCAAGGUCUGUAGAGAGGGUUCCCCAGCUCACAAUGGGACUCCAACAGUAAGCCCAAAAAGAAGGUCCAACAGACCACCUGUGCCCUCCCAACUGCCUCUUCGCCCCCCUUGUCCCACAACCCAGUCCCCCAACCCGCCAGAGCUCCUCUCCAGUCCUACUCCAAGUCCCACCGAUUCUAAUGCAAGUGGGGAGAGGGUUAUGCGGACUCACCCCAAAAAGCCUCCAGUCCCUCCUCCUGUUCCUGCCAAGAAGUCUAAGGAAAGACUAGCCAACGGCCUGCGUCACCCCCCUCUCUCCCUGCCUUCCUCGCCAUCACCCACUCCCUCCCCUACCCACUCCCUCACCCGUUCUCACCCCAGCAGCCCUAUAAUCCGCAGCCCCAGUUACGGUGCCCCAGCUCUGCCUGCCAAGACCCCAAGCACCCCUGCAAGCCCCUGUGCCACCUCAUCCGCCUCAUCCAUGGGCGAGGAGUCAGGCACCCCACCAGCAGUGCAGCCUCCGUGGUUCUCAGAUCUGGGGGGAAAGGUGGCUGUUGCGAGGAAGGCUUCACAUGCCAAGAUGAGUCCUGACCUGUUUACCCUCCUGGAGCAACGGCUGGAGGCUGAGGGUAUCGAUCUUACAGAGGAGCCCUACUCUGACAAGCAUGGCCGCUGUGGCAUCCCCCAGCCGCUGGUGCAGCGUUACUCCGAGGACUUGGCGCAGCCCGUCAAGGAUGUGGCCUCCACCAUGGACCAGCUUCGAGUCAAAGAGCUGCGUAAACAACACCGCAUGGCUAUUCCUUCUGGAGGUUUGACAGAGAUGUGCCGGAAGCCUCUGCCCUCAGGGAACAUCAGCACAGUCUCUGAUUGGCUCACCUCCAUCGGCCUGCCCAUGUAUGCCACAUCUUUGGUGGCAGCGGGAGUCGACUCGCUGAGUCGUGUGGCCUUGUUAACAGAGAGCGGCGCGUGGGAAGCAGGGGUGCGGGAUGAAAGACACGCCCGCCGGCUGGUCAGUGAGGCACGAUUGGUCGGCUCGCACAGAGAGGUGCAGUCCUAACCAUGAAGGUGGAGUCAUAUAAAGUAACAGGUAUCAACUCACUGGUCAGCACCAUCUCAUUUAAACAUGGUCAGUAGGAGGUCAAAGACAAAUUGGCCACAGGACUCCACGAUCACACGAAUGACCACAGCACUACAGGGAUUCCUGUCUUGCAUGUGUCAAAAGACUUAAAUUGAGCCACCCUGCUCUCUGAUUUUCUCUCUUUAUUACCCUUUUCUCAAAUGUUUACGGCAUUAAGGAGUUUCUCCUAACAGCCAAGACAAGAUAUCAGAUGCCUUUUCUUUUCUGUGGGAUGGCGUCCAUUCUGAAGACACCCCCAAAGUCUUAAAAUAAAGACUUGGAUCUGCCUUGAAGGAUGAUAGCACACUCUUUUGUAGGAUGGAUGUUUUUUUAAAUACAGAAAGGAUGGUUUACUUCCUGCAUAUUUCAUAAGUGCUUCAUUUUCAUCCUUUGUGUCAAGGCAACAUUAUCUGAGGGUCUGUUAAGGAAGUAGCUCGGCCAAAGUGAUUUACUCCUCAUUUAGCGUUUCAUUCCCACUAAUAGGUUCAUAAUGAUGAUUAUAAGAUUCACUUAACAUCUGAACUAAAUACACCAAACGAUGAAUAACUGGUGGUAUUGAGAUCACUUAUUUUGUAUCAUGUUUCUGUAUUAUAGCAUAACACAUCUUCAUUGUAAAAUGAUUUAUGUUACAUUUGUUUGCCUUUUGAAUGUUGCAGCCUUAUUUUGAGGCCAGCUCUCAGUCAUUUCUAAGCUUAAACAGCUGACAUCACACAUUUAUAUUUCAUAUUAUACUGUAUGUCCUAUUUCACUGCAUAUCUUGGAUGCACACCCUGCACCGACAUGAAUAUAAGUCUUACAGAAAGCUCUGUUUUACUCGAGUAAUCACAAUCCGCUUUCACAGCAACAAAGCAUUCCCAGUGUAUCAAGUACAUUUUAAUUUGCCUUACCAUUAUGAAAAAAUAGCUUCAUCAUCAAAUAGAACAUAUGUAUAGUAUUGACUAUAGCACCAAGCUAACCUGUGCUAGAGGUGCAAGCAUCUUUGUUCUGAAUUUUUCUGAGAAAGAAUUGAGAUUUUAUGAACACCCAUACGCAACCAGAUCAUUUCAGCCAUACACAUGGAUGUGGACCACAAAAAAUGUCUGAUGGAUUGUGGUUUCUUUACUUGUGAAGCUCAGAUGAUAAAACCACAGGCACAACAGAGACGUUGUUCCAUGUUUAACAUUCCUGUUAAACACAUUCACUGUACGUGUUCCAUGCAGAGGGUUGUGGGACGAGGGAGGGAGGGGAAAAUAGAAAUGCUUCAAAGACACAGCUGACAUAUGGGCUGUCUACACUUUGGUUACAGUGUUGAGGAAUUUGAUUUAUAGCUGGAUAAUGGGCUGUUUGGGGACUUUUAACACAUUAUACUGUAGCUAUAAUCAAUGCGUGUCUGAAAUUCUUAAUUUGACUUUUCUCAAACACACAGAGGAUAGAUGGUAAGAACAGAUAUACUGUAUCAGGUGAAAAGCUGACCUCCAAGGUCAGCAUACACUAUCCCACUAAAUAGUAAAUCAGGGAAACACUGUCGGGUCAGCCUGUUACAAAAACGUAACUUAAAAACAACUAGAAACUCAUUGCUCUUUCAUUUGCGCACUCACUGCAUGAAAUUGAGCUAACAUUUGUGUUUUUCUAAUAGUAAAGUCCUAUCUUUCAUCAUCUGAACUGAAGACUUAUUCCAUGGAGUUCAUAUUUUUAAAAAAAAUUGAGCAAGUGUUGUAAAAUUAGAGGAUGUAUUUUUUUUCUUUUGCAGUGGGCACUUGAUAGGUAGAUGUUUGAUGCCUUUUUUCUCUUCAAUCAAAGUGGUGCUCUGAGAAAGCGAGGGUGGGGGUCAUUAUUAAAAAAGUAAAAGACCCAAGAAGUGUUUUGUAAAGAAUGAAAAUACUGACACUGUAAAUGCACUUUAGAGGGUAAAUCUAGCUGUUUUAUUGGCGGAAUUGGCUACAUUUUGUUCACAGGUCCAUUAAUGGACAUUUGUUGUCAGGUUUUGUAAAGGGUUUCAGUGGGUUAUGCUGGUAUUUUAUUUUAGUAUUGAGUUCCCAAUGCCAAGUUUGAUAACGAUUCACAGGUUAACCUGUUCCGGUUACUCACUUCCAGUUUGUUUUUGCAGUCUUAUAAAAAUAAAUUCUUAAUUACAUAUAUGAAAUGCUUAGCAGAAGUUGCACAUUCUGUAUAUGUAAUUGAUAUUUAAAUAACUUAUUUUUUGCUUUUUUCAUAUCAACUGUAAUAAGCUGUACUAUAUGAAUAGCAAUACCUUCCUGCAUAAUGCAUAUUGCUUUAGCCAGUGAGGAACCACAGUAUGUAAUGUAAAAUAUUUGUACAAAAUAUUUUAUUUGGUUUUCAUCUACCUAAUGAUUGUCCAUACAUAUUUGCUUGUGUAUUGAAACAACAAAAGUAAUGUCCAUAACUAUUUGUCAUUCUGAAAUAUAAUAAAAACUGUUUCUUGCCAUA